Molecule: messenger RNA, 1977 nt
Organism: Gregarina niphandrodes
Lineage: Eukaryota; Apicomplexa; Conoidasida; Eugregarinorida; Gregarinidae
Product: SON protein
Exons: 1
Coding region: 1-1977 (658 amino acids)
Source: RefSeq, a predicted model, not a curated record
AUGCAGGGCGGUGCAAACCCGUUGGUUCAAGCGGGAAUGCUUCAGCAAAGUAUGCGCACUCAGUUUGCCCACGGAGAAGACCGUGCAGUGAGCCAGCGGAGCAACCAUGGCGUGAGCUACCGGAGUCAGAAUGAGCGCGACUUCGGCAGCCCCGACUACAGCAAUGCCGACUCCGACAGCCCAGGAAUGGGCCCCUCAGGAAUGGGCUCUUCAGGAAUGAGUCCCUCAGGAAUGAGCCCCUCAGGAAUGAGUCCUUCAGGAAUAGGUCAUUCAGGAAUGGACAGCCCUGCCAUGGGCUUGCACAGAUUCGACAGUGGCAGCGAGGACAACGAUUCCGUGGAUAAGCGUAGCUUGGACAGUCACAGCAUGAACAGCCGCAGCUUGGACAGUCGUAGCCAGGCCAGUCGCAGCGUGGACAAGCGCAGUCUUGCUAGCCGGAGCGCAGACAAGCAAAGCCUUGCUAGCCGCAGUGUGGACAAGUGUAGUCUUGCUAGCCGCAGUGUGGACAAGCGUAGCCUCGCUAGCCGCAGUGUGGACAAGCGUAGCCUCGCUAGCCGCGGUGUGGAUAAGCAAAGCCUCGCUAGCCGCAGUGUGGAUAAGCGUAGUCUGGCUAGCCGCAGUGUGGGUAGCCGCAGCAUGGACAAGCACGACAUAAACUUCCACGACUUGAAUUCGAACAACUUGAGUUCACGCAACUUGAAUUCGAACAACUUGAAUUCGCACAACUUGAAUUUGCAGAACAUGGCUGGUGUUGAGAUGAGUCCACUGAGCGUGAGUCGGCUGUUGGCUCGUGAAGAUGAGUUGGAGCGAGAGCUGGAGCGCGCGCGGGCCUUGGAGCGGGAACAGGAGCGUUGUCGUCAGGAGAUGGAGCGCCAGUUUGAGCGUACGGCGGCAUUGGAGCGACAGCAGAGCAUGCUGAGAGCCCAGCAGGGUGAUAUGCAGCGGGAGCAGCAUCAGAGGCUGCAGCAGGAGUUGGCGGCCCGGCAGGAGGAACAUGACCGCGAGUUGGCGGAGCAUGCGAACAAGUUGGAGGAGCAGAAGCGGGCGCUGGAGGAACACCAGAGGACGUUGGAGGAGCGUCAGAGAGAGUUGGAGCGUCAGCUGGAGCGCAACCAAGAGUUGGCGCGCGACCACGAGGAGUUGGAGCGAGACCACGCGGAUGAGUUAGAGCGUCAGCUGGAGCGGAACCGCGAGUUGGAGAGAGAACAUGCGGAGACGCAGGCGGUGUUGGAGCGGCAGUUAGAGCACACACGCGAGCUGGAACGGGAACAGGAAUUGCAGCGCGAGAAGGCGGCUGCGGAGGAGCGUGAGGCAGAGCUCCAACGGACCGAAGAGAGAGAGCGGCAGCUGCGGGACGCGAGGCUGGAGGAGAAGCGCCGUCGCGAGGAAGCGCGCAAGAGCAAGUGGGAGAAACAGAUUGCACUGAAGGAGGAGAUUGGGCUGAUCGACCAGGAGAAGGCCCGGCUCGAAUCUGGCCAAAAAUGGCUCAACAGUGAGCAUGAGCGGAUCAACAGAUAUGCCAAGAGGCUCGACGAUCUGGAAGAAAGCCUGCAGAAAAGACGCGAAGAUACCGUCACCCCCCAGGAGGAACUGGACCAAAAAGAAGCCGUUCUCAACGACCGAGAAGAGGAGAUCGUCGCCCUCAAAAAGGAGGUAGGCAACCUGCAAACGCAAGUACAAGCCCAAUGGGUAGAAGUCUACGUCGAAGAACAGAAGCUACAAGCCGCCCAAUCGCGCCAAGCGGCCCGCCUCCGAGAAGAGCAACAGAAACAAGCCCAGCGGGAAACCAACCAAACCAAGUUCGUCCCUCUUAUGGACGGCUCCACUCCCGCCUACGUCCCCUCAAGCAAUGACCAGGCAACUAUUAUACCCUCUGUCGUCCUUGUGCCGUCCGUUGCGCCCCAGUGCGACCUCCUGUGGCAAACCACAGGAACCGUUAUGGUACCCAACCAGAAAAGGAUGAAUCCGAAUUUCUAA